AUGCAGCCAAGUCGUGUUUUAUGUGCGGCGGCCCGGCGGACGUAUACGGAGCUCGACUAUGCGCGACAUAUCCCGAAAGAAUACGUGGAGAAGGUGAAACGGACCGUACCAAAGAAAAUCUAUGCAAAUCGCUAUGGUGCGCCAGAUAUCAUCCGUUGGUCGCUUCAUCCAGACGAUUAUGUGCCAUCCGAUAAGCGUCCCUGGGAAUUGGAUGUGUUUGAGAAAAAUUUGCAUCGUGAGAAACGCUAUCAGAAUUACAAAUUGGCACACAAAUUUUUCGAGUUGAGGUGA
Messenger RNA from Gongylonema pulchrum, 291 nucleotides. Lineage: Eukaryota; Metazoa; Nematoda; Chromadorea; Rhabditida; Gongylonematidae. The record is from the annotation of a GenBank genome assembly.